GCUGCCGCGCACCUGCCCGGCCCCGGCCCGCCCCGAAUCCCCGGAGCGGUGCGGGUGGAGCGGGGACCCGCAGCAUCCCCGUGGCAGCCCCGGAGCCAGGCGGUGGGAAGGGACACCCCCCUGCCCAGCCCAGCCCAGCCAUGGAGGGGGGUGUGCAGCUGCUGAACCGGGACGGGCACAGCAUCUCUCACAACUCCAAGCGCCACUACCACGACGCCUUCGUGUGCAUGAACCGCAUGCGGCAGCGGGGGCUGCUCUGCGACAUCGUCCUGCACGUGGCCACCAAGGAGAUCAAGGCCCACAAGGUGGUGCUGGCCUCGUGCAGCCCCUACUUCCACGCCAUGUUCACAAAUGAGAUGAGUGAGAGCCGCCAGACCCAUGUGACACUGCAUGACAUCGACCCCCAGGCGCUGGAGCAGCUGGUGCAGUAUGCCUACACGGCUGAGAUCGUGGUGGGAGAGGGGAAUGUGCAGACCCUCCUCCCUGCUGCCAGCCUGCUUCAGCUCAAUGGUGUGAGGGAUGCUUGCUGCAAGUUCCUGCUCAGCCAGCUCGACCCCUCCAACUGCCUGGGCAUCCGGGGCUUUGCUGACACCCACUCCUGCAGCGACCUCCUCAAGUCUGCCCACAAGUACGUCCUCCAGCACUUCGUGGAGGUGUCCAAGACAGAGGAGUUCAUGUUGCUGCCCCUUAAACAGGUGCUGGACCUCAUUUCCAGCGACAGCCUCAACGUGCCCUCGGAGGAGGAGGUGUACAGGGCUGUGCUCAGCUGGGUCAAGCACGACGUGGACAGCAGGAGACAGCACGUGCCCAGGCUCAUGAAGUGCGUGCGGCUGCCGCUGCUGAGCCGGGAUUUCCUCAUGAGCAACGUGGACACGGAGCUGCUGGUGAGGCACCACUCGGAGUGCAAGGACCUGCUCAUCGAGGCCCUCAAGUACCACCUGAUGCCCGAGCAGAGAGGGGUCCUGGGCAACAGCCGGACGCGGCCGCGGCGCUGCGAGGGGGCCAGCACCGUGCUGUUUGCUGUGGCAGGUGGAGGGAGCCUGUUUGCCAUCCACGGUGACUGCGAGGCGUACGACACGCGCACGGACCGCUGGCACAUGGUGGCCUCCAUGUCCACGCGCAGGGCCCGCGUGGGCGUCGCGGCCAUCGGCAACAAGCUGUAUGCUGUGGGAGGCUAUGAUGGCACCUCUGACCUGGCCACAGUGGAGUCCUACGACCCUGUCACCAACUGCUGGCAGCCCGAGGUGUCCAUGGGCACCAGGAGGAGCUGCCUGGGCGUGGCAGCCCUGCAUGGGCUCCUCUAUGCAGCUGGGGGGUACGAUGGGGCCUCGUGCCUCAACAGUGCAGAGAGGUACGACCCCCUGACGGGCACCUGGACCUCCAUCGCUGCCAUGAGCACCCGGAGGCGCUACGUCCGCGUGGCCACGCUAGAAGGCAACCUCUAUGCAGUCGGGGGCUACGACAGCUCGUCGCACUUAGCCACGGUGGAGAAGUACGAGCCCCAGAUCAACACCUGGAGCCCCAUUGCCAACAUGCUGAGCCGCCGGAGCAGCGCGGGCGUGGCCGUGCUCGAGGGGAUGCUCUACGUGGCUGGUGGCAAUGAUGGCACCAGUUGCCUUAACUCAGUGGAACGCUACAACCCCAAAUCCAACACUUGGGAGAGCGUGGCCCCCAUGAACAUCCGCAGGAGCACCCACGACCUGGUGGCCAUGGACGGCUGGCUUUACGCCGUGGGGGGCAACGACGGCAGCUCCAGCCUGAACUCCAUCGAGAAGUACAACCCCCGCACCAACAAGUGGGUGGCAGCCUCGUGCAUGUUCACCCGCCGCAGCAGCGUGGGGGUGGCCGUGCUGGAGCUGCUCAACUUCCCCCCUCCCUCCUCGCCCACCCUGUCCGUGUCCUCCACCAGCCUUUGACAGCGGGCCCGGCCGUGCCUCAGCCCUGGGGACAGCUGAGCAGGGAGCACAGGGACAACAGGGACAACAGGGACAACAGGGCCAACAGGGCCCACAGAGCCUACAGGGACA
Catharus ustulatus (Swainson's thrush) is the source of this 2027-nucleotide messenger RNA. RefSeq names its product kelch like family member 17 (gene KLHL17). Bases 141 to 1916 code for a protein of 591 amino acids. The transcript is spliced from 12 exons. Gene Ontology annotation, molecular function: protein binding. NCBI's taxonomy places the organism in Eukaryota, Metazoa, Chordata, Aves, Passeriformes, Turdidae. The record is from RefSeq and is a predicted model, not a curated record.